Molecule: messenger RNA, 1300 nt
Organism: Podarcis raffonei (Aeolian wall lizard)
Lineage: Eukaryota; Metazoa; Chordata; Lepidosauria; Squamata; Lacertidae
Gene: RANBP1
Product: RAN binding protein 1
Exons: 7
Coding region: 248-1063 (271 amino acids)
Biological process (GO): positive regulation of mitotic centrosome separation; nucleocytoplasmic transport
Cellular component (GO): centrosome; nuclear pore; cytoplasm
Molecular function (GO): GTPase activator activity
Source: RefSeq, a predicted model, not a curated record
GGCGGGGAGCGCGAGCGACGGAGGAGGCGGAGCAGCGGCAGCGGCGCUGAAGGAGCGUGCGAGGCAGAAAGUGUAGGCCGGGAGGCGGGCGCACGGUCGGUCGGUCGAGCGGACGGGACGGGGCGAAAAGCCAGGCAGGGAAAGGUCGCGGCGGGAAACGGGAGAGAGAAAAGCAGCGGCUACAUUUGACGAGAGACGCGCCUCACUCGAGCCUUAGGAAAGAGACGACGCCACGCCAGCCCCCGCCAUGGCCGAGACGAAGGACACACAUGAGGAGCAUGACUUAGCACCUGACAACGUAGAUGAUUCUAACCAUGACCCUCAGUUUGAGCCCAUAGUUUCUCUUCCUGAGCAAGAGAUCAAAACUCUUGAAGAAGAUGAGGAAGAACUCUUUAAGAUGCGAGCAAAACUCUUCCGCUUUGCAUCGGAAAAUGAUCUUCCCGAAUGGAAAGAACGAGGCACUGGUGAUGUAAAGCUUCUGAAGCACAAAGAGAAGGGGACCAUUCGUCUCUUGAUGAGGAGAGAUAAAACCCUAAAAAUCUGUGCAAAUCAUUACAUUACACCUGUAAUGGAGCUGAAGCCCAAUGCAGGAAGUGACAGGGCAUGGGUGUGGAAUACACAUGCUGAUUUCGCAGAUGAGAGUCCUAAGCCAGAACUUCUGGCAAUUCGGUUUUUAAAUGCAGAAAAUGCACAGAAAUUCAAGGCAAAAUUUGAAGAAUGUAGAAAUGAGGUUGACAAGGGAAAGAAAGUGUACAUAGGACCAAGAGACAUGGACAGCGAGGGAGCUACUAAAGUGACCUGCAACACCUGUGCCAUGUCUGUCUUCAUGCCUGAGAAUGUGGAAAACUACACCUGCAAGCAGUGCAAGCGGAUUCCCUUGAUGAAGGAGAAGAUAGAGCAACUUGAGACCCGCCUAGCCACACUUCAAGCUACUGGGCAAGCAGGAACAGAAAAAAAUGAUAGUGCUGAUAAAGUUGCCGAGAAACUAGAAGAACUUUCUGUAAAGGAGGAGAUCAAAGAAUCGGAGAAAGAAGUCAAGGAGAAAACUGAAGAAAAGCAAUAAAUCAUCUUGGGCCUUGUGUUUUAUUUUUUUCUUAAUUUUUUAAUUUUUACAAGGGACUUUAUAAAGAACUGUAUUACAACAUUCACUUUUUUUUCUAACUUUUUGCCCUUUUUGAAGAGAUCUUCAGAAAAAAUCCAUUCCCCAGUCAUGAAAAUGUACUGUGCUAAACUUUCUUUUCCAUAGUGGAAACACUUAUUUAUAGUCAUCCAAGAGAGUGAAUAAAAGUUUGAAAAUGGU